Sitophilus oryzae (rice weevil) is the source of this 1187-nucleotide messenger RNA. It is a transcript of the gene CLS, whose product is annotated as probable cardiolipin synthase (CMP-forming). The record is from RefSeq and is a predicted model, not a curated record. Lineage: Eukaryota; Metazoa; Arthropoda; Insecta; Coleoptera; Curculionidae. Gene Ontology annotation, biological process: cardiolipin biosynthetic process. The transcript is spliced from 4 exons. The coding region runs from base 145 to 1122 and encodes 325 amino acids. Gene Ontology annotation, molecular function: cardiolipin synthase activity. Gene Ontology annotation, cellular component: membrane; mitochondrion.
CUUUGUUAGUUGUGUUUGGUAGCAUGCUUUGGUAGAUUCCAAUUUUUUUAUGGGAUGAAGAUUUUUUAAAAUAACCUUAAAAACUUACAUUUUCUUUGCAGUUCCGCAGUGUUUUUUUCGUAGGUUUUCCUCCUAAAAUGUAUAAUGAACACCCUUAUUUAUCGUCCGCUAAUACGAAUAUCCUGUAAGAAUGAUUUUUCAUAUAUUUUACGCACUAUCGAUAAGAGAAAAGUAGUACAGAAUAGGUUAUGCAAUUAUGUACAUGAAAUAUUAAAGGCGGAAUCCCCUUAUAAGUUUUGGAAAACGUGCAGUUUUAGAAUUUAUUGUACUAGCACAGGUAGCCCAACAAAAUUCUCUAAACAUAAAAAAGAAUUAAAAGCUUACUUAGAACAUAAUAAGGAAAAGAUCCGGGACACUGAACAGAAAUUAAAAGAAAGGGGAUAUGUCAUACUGCAAGAUAUUAAAGAUACCAAAACUAAAGUCAAAGCAAAAGUUGAAGAAAUUGUUGAAAAAGAAAACAUUUAUACCGUACCAAAUUUCUUAUGUAUCUCAAGGAUAAUAGUAUCUCCCUAUUUAGGAUUUUUAAUAGUCCAAGGUAACUUCGAUUUUGCGCUUGGUAUUUUAGGGUUUGCUGCUGUUACAGACUUGUUAGAUGGAUGGAUUGCUAGAACAUGGGAGAGUCAAUCUUCUAAAAUGGGAAGUUUUUUAGAUCCAAUGGCUGAUAAAGUUUUAAUAGCAAUUUUAUUCUUAACUCUGACAUAUGCUGAUCUUAUUCCUGUUGCAUUGACAGGGCUGAUUAUUACAAGAGAUAUUGUGUUGGUUAUUGCAGGAUUUGUAAUUAGAUAUAUUUCUCUUCCACCACCUAAAACAUUCGUAAGAUAUUUUGAUGCCACUCAUGCAACUGCACAGUUAGCUCCUACUUUGAUUAGUAAGGUAAAUACAGCUGUGCAGCUAUUGCUAGUAGGGUCAACUUUAGCAGCGCCAGUUUUUAACUACGUAGAUCAUCCACUCUUACAUAGCCUGUGGUAUAUUACAGCUGGGACAACCAUAGCAGCAGGUCUAAGUUAUAUCUUAUCAAAAAACACUUAUAAACUGUUAAAAAAAACAUCUAUUAAAAAGUAAAUAUUAACUUAAAUGUCAGUGUAACAUUUUCUUAACAUAUGUAUAUUAAAAUCUUUUUUAUUAUU